GCAGUCUCCUUCCCUUCCCUUCCCUUCCCUUGUGCGAGUUUUGACGGCGAAGGACUAGCCAACCCCAACACGGCGACGACGCGACACCUAAAACGAAUCACCCCUUCGGCCCUUCCUUCGCCUCCCCCCCGCAACCUCAAUUCCGCUCCUCGACCAGCGAUCUAAACUGAUGCUUUCUUGAUGGAUGAUGGCUGUCCCGAUGGAUAAAGCUACUGCUUCCUUGUCACCGAGGGAGCUUGCACAGCGUCUUUUAAAGAAGAAUGCUGAACAUGAUAGCCGUCUUCGAAGGGCAGCUCAGUCAAAAAUCCCAUCAGAUCCCAGCAUAUGGCUUCAGAUGCGUGAGAACUAUGAAAAGAUAAUCCUUGCAGAUCCAGAAUUUUCUGAAAAUCACGAGAUAGAGUAUCACCUGUGGCAGUUGCACUACAAAAGAAUUGAGGAAUUCCGUGGUCACAUUAACUCUGCUGCAGCCUCCAGUUCGGCUGCAGUGCAGGGUGGGAAGAACAAUGUCAACCCUGAUCGAGUCAAGAGGAUCAAAUCUACUUUUAGGAGUUUCCUGUCGGAAGCCACUGGUUUCUAUCAUGACUUGAUGCUGAAAAUCCGGUCGAAUCAUGGUCUUCCGUUAGGCUACUUCCCUGAGGGCCUUGAUACUUCGGUAGUUCCUGGAAAAGACAAGAAGAAAAUAAUUGACAUGAAGAAAGGCCUAAUGUCAUGCUAUCGCUGUCUGAUAUAUUUAGGCGAUCUUGCCCGUUACAAGGGUCUGUAUGGAGAUGCUGAUUCCGCGAGCCGUGAAUAUUCUGCAGCUUCAAGUUACUACAAAGAGGCAGCUUCACUGUGCCCUUCUAAUGGAAACCCACAUCAUCAGCUUGCAAUAUUAGCAUCCUACUCUGGUGAUGAGGUAACGGCUAUCUAUAGGUACUUCCGUAGCCUAGCGAUGGAUAGUCCCUUCUCUACAGCGAGGGAAAACUUGAUUAUCGCAUUUGAGAAGAAUCGUCAAAGCUAUGCUCAGCUACAUAGUAAGAAUAAGGUUGCGGCUGCUAGGGCAUUACCCUCCAGAUCAGUUGGAAGGGGCAGAGGAAGGGCUGAUACAAGAAUUCAGCCAAAAGGUGCUAAUACAGAAGUAACUUCGAAGGAGCAAGAAUACAGCAUUCCGGACAUACUUCAAUCUUUCUUUGUUCGGUUUGUUCGCCUCAAUGGGAUACUUUUCACAAAGACAAGCCUGGAAACUUUUGGGGAGCUCUCUGCUACAGUUGCCAGUGAUUUACAGAUUCUUCUUUCAUCUGGUCCUGUCGAGGAGCUCAAUUUUGGUUCGGAUGCUGUUGAAAAUGCACUAUCUUUUGUAAAGCUUAUUGCUAUCCUUGUUUUUACGGUGUACAAUGUGAACAAAGACUCAGAGAACCCAUCAUAUGCGGAAACUGCAAAACGGAGAGUGCUACUUCAAAAUGCUUAUUCAACUACCUUUGAGUUUGUUGGAUACCUUCUGAAAAGGUGCUUAGAGCUUCAUGAUGUUUCCUCGAGUACUUACCUGCCAGCCAUUCUGGUCUUCAUUGAAUGGCUGGCAUGCCAUCCAGAUUAUGUUUCUAGUUCUGAGAUGGAGCAAAAGCAGGCUGAUGCAAGAACUUUCUUCUGGAAUCAGUGCGUGGCUUUUAUGAAUAAGCUCAUUUUGACAGGUCUUGCACGUGUUGACGGUGAUGAUGAUGAGACAUGCUUUUCUGAUAUGUGCACAUACGAGGAGGGUGAGACUGGCAACAGGAUUGCAUUGUGGGAGGAUGUUGAGUUGAGAGGAUUUUUGCCGUUGGCACCUGCACAAGUUAUCUUGGAUUUCUCAAACAAGCACGCAUCUGGAGCUGAUGGAAGCACCAAGGAGAAACAGGCACGUGUACAAAGGAUUCUUGCUGCAGGGAAAGCAUUGAUGAGUUUUGUUCAAAUUGAUCAACUGCGAAUAUACUUUGAGCCAACUUCAAAAAAGUUCCUUAUGUCUACUGAACCACCUGUUUCUAAAGCUCCUCUUGCUCAAUCUGGAUCCAGUCAUGCAGAUGAAACAAAUCCUACUGAAUAUGAACAUCAAGUCACAAGUAAUGUUGGUUCAGUUGCAGAAAAACUCGAUGUAGUUCAGACAAAGGCUCAACUGUGUGCUGAAGGAGAUGAUGAUGAAGAAAUUGUGUUUAAGCCUCCAGUUUCUGAAAAACCUCUCAGAGGUCCUUCAGAACUAGGAACUAAUGAAUUCAUACAGCCAGUACAGACAUCUGAUGCUAAUUGGUUAAAUAAUGGUACUCCAGUAUCUCUUCAAAGCACCACAUCUGCUUCAACUGCCAGUACAUAUGUUCAGUCUCUCCCAAUGUCUUCUAUUGGUUGGGCUGUGAAUGGUGGGCCACAGUUGAUUCCUAGCGUUGCUCCAAGAUCAAGUCAGCCUUUCAAUAUGUCUGAUCCCACCUGGGUAAGCACAGGUGCACCACUUGUUGCCCCUCAGAGUGCAGUCCCGAUGCCAAGCUUUCCCAGCAUCGUUCCAGAUCAUUAUACACCUGCAUCAUCAGUUCCUAGUUUCAGCAGCCUAGAUAAUCCACAUAUGCUCCCUCAAAAUUCAUUCUUAUUGAGUGCUUUAAAGAAUGUUAACAUCGGUGCAAAUGGGUUUUUGGAUCAUAGAGUAAAUGGUGGCCUGAACGGAUUACAGUACAUGGGAAAUGUUCCACAUGUAUCUGCUGGUGUUCCUUGGAAUGGCCCAAUUCCAAAUCUUAACCAGUUCAAGUCUACUGAAGUUACUAUCCCGUCAGCUUUUGAUUCAGUUUUGCCAUCAGUAGCAUCUAUGGAUGGCACAACAACAAAGUUCAUGGACACACAGGUGGCUAUAUCAAGGAAAAGUCCUGUCAGUCGUCCCGGAAGACAUGUUGGCCCCCCUCCAGGAUUUAACAAUGUUCCCUCAAAGCGACGAGACGAUUUCAUUUCAGUUGGGAAUGGUCAUCAUGUACAGGCUGAUGAUAUCUGGUUAAAUGGCUACCGUCCAUCACUGGAUCUUGUUAACAAUCAGCGGCAUGCACAUUCAAAUGUUACAACUAGCAACAGUGCAUUGACCACACCCUUCCCCUUUCCUGGGAAACAAGCUUUUGGCAUGUAUGCUGGACAGACCAACGAGAAGCAAUGGCAUGAUUUCCAACUUUUUGAAUCCACAAAACAACUUCCAGAACAUAGCUUUCCGCAAGGACAUCAGAAUAAUGGUCCAUUGGCAGAAUCACAACCAGCACAAUCCAUAUGGUCUGGCCGUUACCCUGUGUGACUCUAGCUUGUACCAUGAUAAUUACUGGAGUUGGCAGAGUUGCCGUGAAGAGAACAUGUUGGAGGAAAUGACAGAGAUUGACACUUGAAUUUGGCCCUGAUAAGUGCAGCACUUUCAUGUUAUGUUUCUUUUGGUGGAUGGUUGUCUUGGAAGCAUAUCAAGUGCUGACCUUAGAAUUUGGGUUUGGCAGGUCUUCUGGGCUAGAGCAGGAGUGGGAAAGAUGUUCUGUUCUGGUCUCAUGAUAAUGAUUUGUACGAAAAGAUCCACAACUGCUCAGACUGAAGGUUUGACCUAAUGAACUUGAAAUCUGGAUUCCGGGCAAUCGGAUAUGCAUCAUAGUAGUCAUUUCAAAUUAGAGUCAGACUUUCCGAGAGAGAGAGUCGAUGGAUCUGGUGCUGGAGUGGAAGCUGAGGCCUCCGUGAAUGAUUUGGACGCGGUGCUUGUUUGGGUGACAUCAUAUGAAUCAGAGUUGCGUGGUAUGAAUAAAGUUUGGAAGCAAACUGCUUCAUGUUUGUCGAAGUCUGUUUUGUCGAAUGAUACUGUUACGUGGCACUUUUACUAUACUUUUGUUAAGUACACUGUUCUUCGUUACUGGCAUGUCAUUAUUUGCUAAUGUUGGAGUUGAACGUGUGUGCGGGUGAUACUAAUACUCUGCUGUAUGAAUUGAUAUUUUAAACCGUGUCAAGUGUAUGAAACAUAAUUGUAACUCCUAAUCCCAUUUGGGGAAUCAUUCUGGUUUGGCUCUGAGAACGUAAUGUUUCUCCA
This is a messenger RNA of Brachypodium distachyon (stiff brome), 4033 nucleotides long. RefSeq names its product protein SMG7. Gene Ontology annotation, biological process: nuclear-transcribed mRNA catabolic process, nonsense-mediated decay. NCBI's taxonomy places the organism in Eukaryota, Viridiplantae, Streptophyta, Magnoliopsida, Poales, Poaceae. Gene Ontology annotation, cellular component: telomerase holoenzyme complex. Bases 185 to 3268 code for a protein of 1027 amino acids. The record is from RefSeq and is a predicted model, not a curated record. Gene Ontology annotation, molecular function: telomeric repeat DNA binding; telomerase RNA binding; protein binding. The transcript has 8 exons.